CGGAAGUGACGCGAGGCGUAGCGGAAGUCCCUCCAGCCGCGGUGUUGUGCUGUGGGGAAGAGAGACGGAUUUGUAAACCCCGGAGCGAGGUUCUGCCUACCCGAGGCCGCUGCUGUGCGGAGACCCCGGGUGAAGUCACCGUCACCAUGUCUGACCAGGAGGCAAAACCUUCAACUGAGGACUUGGGGGAUAAGAAGGAAGGAGAGUACAUUAAACUCAAAGUCAUUGGACAGGAUAGCAGUGAGAUUCACUUCAAAGUGAAAAUGACGACACAUCUCAAGAAACUCAAAGAAUCAUACUGUCAAAGACAGGGCGUUCCAAUGAAUUCACUCAGGUUUCUCUUUGAAGGUCAGAGAAUUGCUGAUAAUCACACUCCAAAAGAACUGGGAAUGGAGGAAGAAGAUGUGAUUGAAGUUUAUCAGGAACAAACAGGGGGUCACUCAACGGUUUAGAUAUUCUUUUUAUUUUUUUCUUUUCCCUUAAUCCUUUUUUAUUUUUAAAAAAUAGUUCUUUUGUAAUGUGGUGUUCAAAACAGAAUUGAAAACUGGCACCCCAUCUCUUUAAGACAUCUGGUAAUUUGAAUUCUAGUGCCCAUUAUUCAUUAUUGUUUGUUUUCAUUGUGCUGAUUUUUGGUGAUCAAACCUCAGCCCCCUUCAUAUUGCCCUCUCCUUUUUAAAAAUUACAUGUGUGCACAGAGAGGCCACCUUUUCCAGGACUGUGCAUUUGCAGGCUUGUGAUAAAUAGGAUCGACUGAUUUGAGUGUUCAAUUGACUUUCCAACUGGCCCUGAAGUUCUAGCAUGUGAUUGCUUCACUCCUGGACUAUGACUUUCAGUGGGAGAUGGAAGUUUUUCAGAGAACUGAACUGUGGAAAAAUGACCUUUCCUUAACUCGAAGCUACUUUUAAUAUCUGAGGGUCUGGACCAAAAGAAGAAGAGUAUCAAGUUGGAGUCAAAAAUGACAGAGAUCGUGAGAAUAAUGACUAACUCCAAAGAUGGCUUCACUGAAGAGAAAGCAUUUUAAGGUGAAAGAGAAACCUUGUCAGAAGAUCCCAGAAAAGUUCUAACUUUCAUUAGCAGUUAAAAGUUAUUCAUGCAGAAGUGUAUACAACAGAACACUGCUCUUUUUGAUUUUAUUUGUACUUUUUGGCCUGGGAUAUGGGUUUUAAAUGGACGUUGUCUGUACCAGCUUCAUUAAAAUAAACAAAAUAUUUGUAAAAACCGUA
Messenger RNA from Phacochoerus africanus (Common warthog), 1223 nucleotides. RefSeq names its product small ubiquitin like modifier 1 (gene SUMO1). Gene Ontology annotation, cellular component: PML body; nucleus. The coding region runs from base 147 to 452 and encodes 101 amino acids. The record is from RefSeq and is a predicted model, not a curated record. The transcript is spliced from 5 exons. Gene Ontology annotation, biological process: protein sumoylation. NCBI's taxonomy places the organism in Eukaryota, Metazoa, Chordata, Mammalia, Artiodactyla, Suidae. Gene Ontology annotation, molecular function: ubiquitin-like protein ligase binding; protein tag activity.